AUGAAGGGUGCAUCAGAUGGUGGUAUCUUUGUGCCCCACAACGCUCGUCGUUUCCCUGGAUACGACGUUGAGUCCAAGGAGCUGGAUGCUGAAGUGCUCCGCAACUACAUUUAUGGCGGUCACAUUGCUGAAUUCAUGGAGUCUCUGGAAGAGGAAGAUGACGAGCGCUUCAAGAAGCACUUCUCUUCAUACUUGAGCGAUGACAUUGGCAGUGAAGAUAUUGAAGAGAUUUACGAGAAGGCGUACGAGGCUAUCCGGGAGGACCCAGACUUCAAGCCUACGGAAAAGACGAAGGACUGGGCUGCUGAGUCGAAGAAGUACAAGCAACCUAAGCUCACGUACGAGCAGCGCAAGGCCCGUGUCCAAGAGAAGAUCAAUGCUCUUCAGGACACUUUCAACCUGGACGACGAGUAA
This is a messenger RNA of Malassezia globosa CBS 7966, 414 nucleotides long. RefSeq lists its product as uncharacterized. The coding region runs from base 1 to 414 and encodes 137 amino acids. The transcript has a single exon. Gene Ontology annotation, molecular function: 5S rRNA binding; structural constituent of ribosome. Lineage: Eukaryota; Fungi; Basidiomycota; Malasseziomycetes; Malasseziales; Malasseziaceae. Gene Ontology annotation, cellular component: cytosolic large ribosomal subunit; ribosome. The record is from RefSeq and is a predicted model, not a curated record. Gene Ontology annotation, biological process: ribosomal large subunit assembly; translation.